This is a messenger RNA of Callithrix jacchus (white-tufted-ear marmoset), 6799 nucleotides long. It is a transcript of the gene IFT140, whose product is annotated as intraflagellar transport 140. Lineage: Eukaryota; Metazoa; Chordata; Mammalia; Primates; Cebidae. Gene Ontology annotation, biological process: intraciliary retrograde transport. The record is from RefSeq and is a predicted model, not a curated record. Gene Ontology annotation, molecular function: protein binding. Gene Ontology annotation, cellular component: ciliary basal body; intraciliary transport particle A; axoneme.
CGCGAGUAGUGUUGUGACGCCAGCCCCGCGACCUUGCGGACCAUGCGUCUCUUCGGAUUGGUGAACAGACAGCCAAUAGGCCAGCACCCAGGCUGUGAUUGGCCGCGGCCGUGUUGACGGAUACGUGAGAAGAAAACGCCGCGGUAGCUCGGGGACUGGAUUCCGGCGCGAACCUGAGUUCUGAGAAGCGUGGGGGCGCGUGGGGCAGAUACGCGCACCCUUUCGUGGGUGGGGUGUGUGCUUCUGCGCUACGUUGGCGUGGCUGGGCGGCGCGGUCUGGGCUCACUGCCAUCUCCGCCUGCCGCGUUCCAGUGAUUCUCCUGCCCCAGCCUCCCGAGGAGCUGGGGUGACAGGCGCGGCCACCACGCGCGCUAAUUUCUUUGUAAUACAGACGGGCUUUCACCGUGUUGGCCAAGCUGGCCUCGAACUCCUGACCUCCAGGGAUCCGCCCGCCUUUUCCUCCCAAAUUGCUGGGAUUACAAGCGAGAACCACCGCCCCCGGCUCAAAUCAUAGCCUUUCUUUUUCUCUGUUUUCUCUGUCGCCCCGGGUGGCGUGCACUGGGCGGUCUCGGCUCGCUGCAGCCUCCGCCUCCCGGGGCUCGGGCCAUCCUCCUCCUUCAGCCUCCCGUAGCCACCGCGCCUGGUUGAUUUCUGUAGAGACAGGAUCUCGUCAUGUUGCCCGGGCUGGUCUCGAACUCCUGGGCUCCAGCGAUCCGCCCGCCCCGGCCUCCCAAGCGCUGGACCCACAGGGCGAACCCCGCGCCCCGCCGCCAGCUGCUUUCUGGAGGCCCCCGGGGGGGCGCUCCCUGCCUCCCUCCGUUCUCUGGCGUCCGGGCCCCGGAGGGGGACAUACGCCCCCAGUUACCCAACAGCUCGGGACACUGCCGAGCGCAUCGCGUUUUCCAGAAACGCCGAGCCACGCCCUCCACUCCUAGACUAGAUGAGCAGAGCCCAGCGAAGGCCCUGGCUGAGACCGCCCGCGGGGGAAACGCCCCGCCCCGAGAUGCGUGGGAGAGAAGGAGGCGGCGGUCCUCCUCCACCUGGAGGGCCCCCCGCGGGAUCGGGGUUGUGACAGCGCGCCCUCGACACACAGGGGGCCCGUCGCCGGCCCUGCGCCGCUGCCCCUCCUUCCCUCUCGGAGAGCAGAAGAACCCGGGCCCCGGCGCUCGGGUGUCAGAGCCGCUAGUGCGCGCCCGAGCGCCUUCGGCUCUUUCCGGCCGCUUGGGGCGGUUCGGACGUCGUCGGCGCAGCCUCGCUCACCUUCGGCUGUUUCCGCGUUCCUGGCGCGCCGUUGUCCCGGCAACGCGCGGCGGCUCAGCGGCCAGGCCGAGAAACAUUUUCACAGAGCAAACUGUUAGACGCUGAUUUCCCAUCGCCCAGGAUUUAUAACGUUGGCUGGUUGCAACAUGUAAAAACGCAUUUGGAGAGAAAGUCCCAGCUGCUUGGGAGACUGGGGCAGGAGGAUCACUUCAGCUACAGGGAGCUGUGAUCACGCCGCUGCUCUCCAGCCUGGGGGCCUCUCUCUAAACCAGUUUCGGUGCUGAGCAGGCCUGAGUUCCGUCAUGGCCCUCUAUUUUGACCACCGGAUAGAAGCCCCAGAUGCAGCAGGGUCACCCUCACACAUCAGCUGGCACCCCGUCCAUCCGUUCCUGGCAGUCGCCUACAUCAGCACCACCUCGACAGGCAGUGUGGAUAUUUACCUGGAGCAGGGGGAGUGCGUGCCGGAUACACAUGUCGAGAGGCCGUUCCGGGUUGCUUCCCUGUGCUGGCACCCGACGCGGCUGGUGCUAGCUGUGGGCUGGGAGACUGGAGAAGUGACGGUGUUUAACAAGCAGGACAAGGAGCAGCACCCAGUGUCCCCGACACACACGGCUGACAUCACCGUGCUCAGUUGGAGCCCUAGUGGGAACUGCCUGCUGUCUGGAGACAGGCUUGGUGUCUUGCUCUUGUGGAAGCUGGACCAAAGGGGCCGAGUGCAAGGGCUGCCCCUGCUGAAACACGAGUAUGGGAAACACCUCACACACUGCAUCUUCCGGCUCCCGCCUCCUGGCGAGGACCUGGUUCAGUUGGCAAAGGCAGCUGUGAGCGGCGACGAGAAGGCUCUGGACAUGUUUAACUGGAAGAAGAGCAGCUCUGGACGCUUGCUGAAGUUGGGGUCUCAGGAGGGGCUGUCGUUCUUUGUCAGUCUGAUGGAUGGGACGGUGCACUAUGUGGAUGAGAAUGGCAAGACCACUCAGGUGGUAUCUGCAGACAGCGCAAUCCACACACUGUUUUACGUGGAGAAGAGGGAGGCGCUGGUGGUGGUCACGGAGAACCUCCGGCUGUCCCUGUACAUGGUGCCUCCUGAGGGCGAGGCAAAAGAAGUGAUGAAGGUCAAGCUGAGCGGGAAGACCGGCCACCAGGCAGACAUCACUUUGAUUGAUGGCAGCCUUCUCGUGAUGGCCGUCGGGGAGACUGCCCUCAGAUUCUGGGAUAUAGAACGAGGAGAGAAUUACAUACUGAGUCCAGACGAGAAGUUUGGCUUUGAGAAAGGAGAGAAUAUAAACUGUGUUUGUUACUGCGAAGUCAAAGGUCUUCUGGCCGCUGGCACUGACAGAGGACGAGUAGCCAUGUGGAGAAAAGUACCAGGCCUCCUGGGCAGCCCUGGGGCAGAGGGCAGGGACAGGUGGGCCCUUCAGACCCCUACUGAGCUCCAAGGAAACAUCACGCAAAUCCAGUGGGGCUCCAGGAAGAACCUGCUGGCGGUGAACAGCGUCAUCUCCGUAGCCAUCCUCAGCGAGCAGGCCAUGUCAUCACACUUCCACCAGCAGGUGGCUGCCGUGCAGGUCUCCCCGAGCCUGCUGAAUGUGUGCUUCCUGUCCACGGGGGCAGCACACAGCCUGCGCACCGACAUGCACGUCAGCGGGGUGUUUGCCACCAAGGAUGCUGUCGCAGUCUGGAACGGAAGGGAGGUGGCGAUAUUUGAGCUUUCCGGAGCCACGAUACAGAGUGCAGGGACCUUCCUGUGUGAGACACCCGUGUUAGCCAUGCAUGAAGAAAGCGUUUAUACGGUGGAGCCAAACCGAGUUCAAGUUCGAACCUGGCAGGGGACUGUCAAACAACUCCUCCUUUUCUCGGAGACUGAGGGGAACCCAUGCUUCUUGGACAUCUGUGGGAACUUCCUGGUUGUAGGGACAGACCUGGCUCACUUUAAAAGCUUUGAUCUUUCCCGAAGGGAGGCAAAAGCACACUGCAGCUGCAGGAGCCUGGCGGAACUGGUCCCCGGGUCGGGCGGCAUCACUUCUCUGCGGUGCAGCAGUAGCGGGAGCACGAUCAGCAUCCUCCCCAGCAAGGCCGACAACAGCCCCAGUUCCAAAAUCUGCUUCUACGACGUUGAAAUGGACGCAGUGACAAUCUUCGACUUCAAGACUGGACAGAUUGAUCACAGAGAGACGCCGUCCUCUCAUGAGCAAGAGACUAAUAAGAGCUACCUUUUUGCAGAUGAGGGGCUGAAAAAUUAUGUCCCUCUGAACCACUUCUGGGACCAGAGCGAACCCCAGCUGUUUGUCUGCGAAGCCGUGCAGGAGGUGCCGGGCUCCCAGCCACAGUUUGCAGACGGGCAACCGCACGACGGGAACGCCAGCCCCAGGGCAGAUGUUUUGAUUCUGUCCUUCUUCAUUUCUGAAGAGCACGGCUUCCUGCUUCAUGAGAGCUUCCCGCGGCCUUCCGCCUACCACAGUCUUCUGGGGAUGGAAGUGCCCUACUACUACUUCACAAGAAAGCCUGAAGAAUCGGACAGAGAAGACAAGGUAGAGUCUGGGUGCCACCACAUUCCUCAGAUGGUCGCCAGGAGACCCCUGCGAGACUUCGUGGGGCUGGAGGACUGUGACAAGGCCACACGGGACGCCAUGCUCCACUUCAGCUUCUUCGUCACCAUUGGAGACAUGGAUGAAGCCUUCAAAUCCAUCAAACUCAUCAGAAGGUCUCUGGUGAUGUUUGAGAAUGGCGUGCGCUGGAUGACUUUGACUCCGUGCGCUCCAUGGGGCAGGACCUCAGGGCACAGAGACGUGCAGCGACAUCGUGCCGGCCUCGGCGACGUCGGAAACCCCGAAGGUGGCCUGGCGUGCGUGCGGAAGCAUGCUGCGUGCCGCUGUCUUCCCUGGCCGCCCCACCCCAACCCUAGACUGGUUCUUGGGAUGCAGCUUGGGGCAAGUGAGCUGUGCAAGUUGCAAGAGGAUGUUUUAAGCAUCGUCCAAAGGGCUGAGCAGGCUCCAGAAGGAGCAGUGGAUGCAGGCAGCUCAGCCUCCAGGCUGGCGGGCAGCGAGGCCGUCUGGGAGAACAUGGCGCGCAUGUGCGUGAAGACUCAGCGGCUGGACGUGGCCAAGGUGUGCCUGGGGAACAUGAGCCACGCCCGUGGGGCCAGAGCACUGCGCGAGGCAGAGCAGGAGCCAGAGCUGGAGGCCCGCGUGGCCAUGUUGGCCAUGCAGCUAGGCAUGCUGGAGGACGCCGAGCAGCUGUACAGGAAGUGCCAGCGCUAUGACCUCCUGAACAAGUUCUACCAGGCCUCGGGCCAGUGGCAGAAAGCCCUCAAGGUAGCUGAGCGCCAUGACCGCGUGCACCUGCGCCGAACCUGCCACCACUACGCCAAGCACCUGGAGGCCAGCGCCGACUACAGCCAGGCCCUCAGCUACUACGAGAAGUCGGACACGCACCGCUUCGAGGUGCCCAGGAUGCUGUUGGAGGACCUGCCGUCCCUGGAGCUCUAUGUGAAUAAGAUGGAGGAUAAGACCCUGUGGCGGUGGUGGGCACAGUACCUGGAGAGCCAGGGUGAGAUGGACACCGCGCUGCACUACUACCAGCUGGCCCAGGACCACUUCUCCCUGGUCCGCAUCCACUGCUUCCAGGGCAACAUCCAGAAGGCUGCGCAGAUAGCCAACAAGACGGGAAACCUGGCGGCCUCCUACCACCUCGCCCGCCAGUAUGAGAGCCAGGAGGAGGUGGGGCAGGCAGUGCACUUCUACACCCAGGCGCAGGCCUUCAAGAACGCCAUCCGCCUGUGCAAGGAGAACAGCCUGGACGGCCAGCUCAUGAACUUGGCCCUGCUCAGCUCCCCAGAGGACAUGAUCGAGGUGGCUCGAUACUAUGAGAAGGCCACGCAGGUGGACAGGGCGGUCAUGCUGUACCACAAGGCUGGCCACCUCUCCAAGGCCCUGGAGCUGGCCUUCGCCAGCCAGCAGUUCAUGGCCCUGCAGCUCAUAGCGGAGGACCUGGACGAGACGUCAGACCCCGAGCUUCUGGCCCGCUGCUCCGACUUCUUCAUCGAGCACAGUCAGUACGAGAGGGCGGUGCAGCUGCUGCUGGCUGCCAGGAAGUAUCAUGAAGCCCUGCAGCUGUGCCUGGAGCAGAACAUGACUAUCACCGAGGAGAUGGCUGAAAAGAUGACCGUGUCCAAGGACUCCACGGACCUGCCUGAGGAGUCGCGGCGGGAGCUGCUGGAGCAGAUAGCAAACUGCUGCAUGCGCCAGGGCAGCUACCACCUGGCCACCAAGAAGUACACGCAGGCUGGGAACAAGCUGAAGGCCAUGAGAGCACUGCUCAUGUCUGGAGACACGGAGAAAAUCACGUUCUUUGCGAGCGUGUCCAGGCAGAAGGAAAUCUACAUCAUGGCUGCCAACUACCUGCAGUCCCUGGACUGGCGCAAGGAGCCGGAGAUUAUGAAGAACAUCAUCAGCUUCUACACCAAGGGGCGGGCUCUGGACCUCCUGGCCAGCUUUUACGAUGCUUGUGCCCAGGUGGAGAUUGAUGAAUACCAGAACUAUGGCAAAGCUCACGGGGCGCUGACCGAGGCUUAUAAGUGCCUGUCCAAGGCCAAGGCCAAGAGCGCCCUGGACCAGGAGACCAGGCUGGCUCAGCUGCAGAGCAGGAUGGCACUGGUGAAGAGGUUCCUCCAGGCCCGAAGGACAUACGCAGAGGACCCCAAGGCGUCCAUCAAGCAGUGCGAGCUGCUCCUGGAGGAGCCGGACCUGGACAGCACUGUUCGCAUUGGGGACGUCUACGGCUUCCUGGUGGAGCGCCAUGUGCAGACGGAGGAGUACCAGACGGCCUACAGGUUCCUGGAGGAGAUGCGGCGGCGGCUUCCCUCGGCCAACGUGUCCUACUAUGUGAGCCCACAGGCUGUGGAGGCCGUGCACCAGGGACUGGGUCUCCCACUGAUGCACGCUGCGCCCGAGCGGGUCCGACACAACAGCAUGGAGGACCCCAGGGAGCCGGACGAGGAGGUGGUGGAAGAGGCCGACGACCCCUGAUGGGCCUGGGCCCAGGGGCCUGCGUGCUGCUGCAGGAAGGCAUCUUCCAGAAUUCUCCAGCGGCCAGCUGCAGCACAGCCAGCUUUUUUGCUGGGAAAAACCAUGUCUGUGUUGGAAUAUGCAAGAGAGCUGAGGGAAGAUGCCAUGGCCUGGGCCGGGGGAGGUGACCCAUCUGCAUCUUGCUCCGCCCCACCCGCCUCUGGGUGCCCAGCAGCUCUGGUAGAUUUCUGGAUUUGUUCUUUUAAAGGAAGUCGGGUUCACUCUUCCACUGUAGUCUCCCAACUAUACAUUGUAAAGCCUGAGAAACUUCUAGAACCUCAGGAAUGGGGGCUGCAGCUGGAGGGCUGAGGCACCUGUCCCCGUUCCCACCAUAUCCUCCCCACACUCCCGCAGGGCCCGUGGCUCCUGAGCAACAGCUGGGACACCCAGAUGCUCGUGGCCACAGCCCCUGCUAGGCUCUGCCCACCAGCCACCAACACUCAUUUAAUUCUAAUAAAGUAGUUUAUUUUCUGAGA